AUGCCGCCCCAGCCCCCUCAGCUGGCACCGCAGCCUCAACCGUCACCGCCGCCCGCCCAGCCCCCUCAGCCGGCACUGGAGCCGCCGCCGCUUCAGCCCCUUCGGCCGGUACCGCCGCCGAUACCGCCUCAGCCCCCUCAGCCGGCACCGCCGCCUCGGCCGCCUCAGCCCCGUCAGCCGGCAACGCAGCCGCCGCCGCCUCGGCCCCCUCAACCGGAACAGCCGCCUCAGCCGGUACCGCAGCCGCCGCCGCCUCGGCCUCUUCAGCCGUCACCUCAGCCUCUACCGCCACCGCCGCCAGCCCAGCCCCCUCAGCCGACACUGGAGCCGCCGCCGCUUCAGCCCCAUCAGCCGGUACCGCAGCCACCGCCGCCUCGGCCCCCUCAGCCGGAACAGCCGACUCAGCCGGUACCGCAGCCGCCGCCGCUUCAGCUCCUUCGGCCGGUACCGCCGCCGAUGCCGCCUCAGCCGGAACAGCCGCCUCAGCCGGUACCGCAGCCGCCGCCGCCUCGGCCCCCUCAGCCGGCACCACCGCUGCCUCAGCCCCCUCAGCCGGUACCGCCACUGCUGCCGCCUCGGCCCCCUCAGCCGGAACAGCCGCCUCAGCCCCUUCAGCCGGCACCGCAGCCUCUACCGCCACCGCCACCCGCCCAGCCCCCUCAGCCGGCACUGGAGCCGCCGCCGCUUCAGCCCCUUCAGCCGGAACCGCAGCCGCCGCCUCAGCCCCGUCAGCCGGUACCGCAGCCGCCGCCGCUUCAGUCCCCCUCAGCCGGCACCUCAGCAGCCGCCGCUUCAGUCCCCUCAGCCGGCACCGUCAGCAGCCGCCGCUUCAGCCCCUUCAGCCGG
This is a messenger RNA of Vicugna pacos (alpaca), 846 nucleotides long. The record is from RefSeq and is a predicted model, not a curated record. Lineage: Eukaryota; Metazoa; Chordata; Mammalia; Artiodactyla; Camelidae.